This is a messenger RNA of Hippocampus zosterae (dwarf seahorse), 2723 nucleotides long. It is a transcript of the gene nek8, whose product is annotated as NIMA-related kinase 8. The coding region runs from base 100 to 2181 and encodes 693 amino acids. Gene Ontology annotation, biological process: protein phosphorylation. The transcript has 15 exons. Gene Ontology annotation, molecular function: ATP binding; protein kinase activity. The record is from RefSeq and is a predicted model, not a curated record. NCBI's taxonomy places the organism in Eukaryota, Metazoa, Chordata, Actinopteri, Syngnathiformes, Syngnathidae.
UUUUUUUGCCUGUGGCCUGUUUUGUUCCUCAAUGGCUUCCGUAGCCAAAACGUGGGUUGCCCGGGGAGACGGCGGAAGUGUUCCAUCUCAGCGGCCCUGAUGGAGAAAUACGAGAAAAUCAAAGUUGUCGGAAGAGGAGCAUUCGGGAUCGUCCACCUGUGUCGGCGGCGCGGCGACGGCGCUUUGGUCAUCCUGAAGGAGAUCCCGGUGGAGCAGAUGUCGCGCGACGAGCGCCUGGCCGCUCAGAACGAGUGUCAGGUGCUGAAGCUGCUCAACCACCCCAACAUCAUUGAGUACUACGAGAACUUCCUGGAAGACAAGGCGCUCAUGAUUGCCAUGGAGUAUGCACCCGGUGGCACCCUGGCCGACUACAUCCAGAAGCGCUGCAACUCGCUGCUGGACGAGGACACCAUCCUUCACUUCUUUGUGCAGAUCCUGCUGGCCCUCUACCACGUGCACAACAAGCUGAUCCUGCACAGGGACCUCAAGACGCAGAAUAUUCUGCUGGACAAGCACCAGAUGAUCGUCAAGAUCGGCGAUUUUGGCAUCUCCAAAAUCCUCGUCAGCAAAAGCAAAGCGUACACCGUGGUGGGGACGCCCUGUUACAUCUCCCCGGAGCUUUGCGAGGGAAAGCCGUACAACCAGAAGAGCGACAUCUGGGCUCUGGGCUGCGUGCUCUACGAGCUGGCGAGCCUCAAGAGAGCCUUUGAGGCCGCAAAUCUCCCCGCCCUGGUGCUGAAGAUCAUGAGCGGCACUUUCGCCCCCAUCUCGGACCGCUACAGUCCAGAACUGCGCCAGCUGGUCCUCAACAUGCUCAACCUGGAUCCCUCCAAGCGGCCUCAACUCAACGAAAUCAUGGCGCUGCCCAUCUGCAUACGCCCGCUGCUCAAUCUUUGCACGGACGUCGGCAACGUCAAGAUGCGCAGGAUUGAGAAAGCGCUGUCCAACGUGCAGACCGGCCCCCGGGGCAGAGCCGGAGGGAGAGUGCCAAGCGGCAGAUCCAGAGACGGCUGCGGCGCGGGCAAGUUGCAUUCCCUGCGGCUGUCGUCGGUGUACACGUGGGGCAGCGGCAUCCUGGCCCCGCUGCGUCUGCCCAUGCUCAACACCGAAGUGCUGCAGGUGUCGCUGGGACGCACGCAGAAGAUGGGCGUCACCAAGUCGGGCCGCCUCAUCGCUUGGGAGGCGCCGUCGGUGGGGUCCGCCGAGCUCAGCCUGCCCGGAGCGGUGGAGCAGACGCAGCCGCAGUUCAUCUCGCGCUUCCUGGAGGGUCAAUCCGGAGUCACCAUCAAGUCCGUUUCCUGCGGAGAUCUCUUCACCGCCUGCAUGACGGACAGGGGCAUCGUCAUGACCUUUGGAAGCGGGAGCAACGGCUGCUUGGGCCACGGGAACUUCAACGACGUCACGCAGCCCAAAAUCGUGGAGGCGCUGCUGGGCUACGAGCUGGUGCAGGUGUCCUGCGGCGCUUCCCACGUUCUGGCCAUGACCAACGAACGGGAGGUGUUCGCCUGGGGCCGAGGCGACAACGGUCGCCUGGGUCUGGGCACCCAGGACACCCGCAACCGUCCGCAGCAGGUGCCUUUGCCCGGCCAGCUGGAGGCCCAGAAGGUCCUGUGCGGCGUCGACUGCUCCAUGAUCAUGGGCGCCGGGAACGCCAUCGCCGCCUGUGGCAGCAACAGGUUCAACAAGCUGGGUCUGGAUAAGAUCACAUCAGGCGAGGAGCCCAGUGUCUCCGAUCAAGUGGAGGAGGUCCACUGGUUUGCGCCCGUCCAAUCGGCGCCGCUCAACCAGGAGACCAUCGUCUGCGUUGACAUCGGCACGGCCCACUCCGUCGCCGUCACAGAGAGCGGCCACUGUAUCACCUUUGGCAGCAACCAACACGGGCAGAUGGGCUGCGCUUCCCGACGGGGCAGCCGCGUUCCUUACCCGGUGCCCGGCCUGCAGGGCAUCACCGCGGCGGCCUGCGGAGACGCUUUCACGCUGGCCAUCGGGUCUGACGGUGAGGUGUACACGUGGGGAAAGGGCGCCCGCGGCCGCCUGGGGAGGAAAGAGGAGGACUCGGGGAUACCGAAGGCGGUGCAGCUGGACGAGAGCCAAGCCUUCGCCGUCACCUCGGUGGCUUGUUGUCAUGGCAACAGCCUGCUGGCAGUCAAACCUUUGUUCGAUGAAGGCGCCCCGAGAUGACGGCGUCCGCAAACGGCCGCUCGCUCGUCCCCGCAAUCGACACCAGCCACAAAAAGGUCGAAAACACCUCGAGGGGAUGAGAGCGGAGCAACAGAUAGCACUCUUGGAGGAAGACUUUGGACAAGAUCUGGGCGUGUGCCUGAAAGCACUUUGAGUUUUGUGCGGUGGGACCAGAAAAGGGAAAUUCCCCGAACCCUUGCCACAAAGCAUACGAUUGUCCCAAAAAUGUCACAACAAUGAGGCUCCAACAACCAAGUCUCAUCCCGGAGUUCCGCGGUGGCGACGCGCGUUGACGGAAAUCAAAAGCCUCAAAAACAGGCGCCUACGUCAUUGCGUUUUAAACAUAGCUACGGGUAAUUACACGCGAGAUGUUCCUUCCAGAACACAUUAGGAUGGGGGAAGCCGGCGUGAACAGGACAAUCGCAUGCAGAAAAGGCAGCAAGUCCAAUUUUGGGCAAGUCAAUGUCAUGAAAGUGUCCCCCCCCCCCCCCCCCACACACACACAAUGUUUCCUCUCAUCUCAAUUUGUAUUUAUUUUGAUA